Messenger RNA from Fragaria vesca subsp. vesca, 3204 nucleotides. RefSeq lists its product as uncharacterized. The record is from RefSeq and is a predicted model, not a curated record. Gene Ontology annotation, molecular function: ATP-dependent chromatin remodeler activity; ATP binding. Gene Ontology annotation, biological process: gene silencing by siRNA-directed DNA methylation. The coding region runs from base 178 to 3204 and encodes 1008 amino acids. NCBI's taxonomy places the organism in Eukaryota, Viridiplantae, Streptophyta, Magnoliopsida, Rosales, Rosaceae. The transcript is spliced from 7 exons.
ACUCUUCCGGUAACAAAAUAGAGACAGAGAGAGUGAAGAGACAACAGAGAACCCAGCUGCAUGCUCUGUAUUUCUCAAUACCCUGUUCUGUCCGUACUCUAGCUUCUCUUCGCUUUCUGGUUUCCUUUGAUAACAAAAGCUUGUUGUGUUCUUCUCUGGGAAGUGUGGAGUCCUCUUAUGGAUUAUAGACCUGUAUCAACAAGAACAAGGGCUAAGAGAGACGAAGCUCUGUUGGAAAGAUAUUGGGAGCUGAAGGCUAACAGUGGGGAAAUUCCAGCAAGGAGUAAGAAAAUGCGAAGGUCCAACCAGCAGGCUUCCCAUUCUCAUGUUGGUGAGUCCAGCUCUAGGAAACAAAAUUUUGAGUGGUUAAGUGAUGAUGUGGAAUCCCUCGAAAACCAUGAUAAUGUUUCAAAGAGCUUUGAUUCUCGAGAGAGUGUUAUAAAGAAAAGUGGGGGAAAGGGAAAGGGGAAAGGAGCUGCGGUUGGCUUGAAGAGAAAGAGAAGUGAUGAUAGCAAAAAUGAUGGUUGUAAACAUUGGAGGGUUGUUUCAGAUGAUGGGGUUGAGGUUGUCGAUUUAGUGGAUAGUGAUGAUGAUGAUGAUGAUGAGGUAGUAGUUUUGAAAGGUAAAGAGGGAGGAGGAGGAGUUGAUGAUGUGAAUGAUGGUAGAAAUUAUGAUGAUGUUGUUGAUGUAAGUGAUGAUGAUGAUACUGAUGAUGAUGAGGAGGAGGAGGUUUCAUCAGCAGAGGGAGGCAACAGUAGUGAUGAAAGUGAGUUCUUGACAGAGGAAGAUUCGACAGAUGAAGACUAUGAUGAGGGAAGUGUUUCCUCAUCAGAUGAAGACAGUAGUGAGGAGGAAAAGAAAGAGGAGACUGAGAUAACAGCAGAGAAGGAUGAGAAAGAGUGCAAAGAAGAAAGUGUGGAGAUUUUCUUAAAGAGAAAGAGCAGUGCUAAUGUGGAUGACCUGCAAUCUUCUUGUGGUCAGGAUAUUAAUAAUGAAAGAAGUGAGACAGUGAGCAAAGUGGAAACUGCGAAGCUUGUUCCGGAAGGAAUGAUCACUGAUGAUGGUGAUGAUCUGCAUUCUUGCUCUGCUCAGAAUGCUGAUGUCAGAAGUGAGCAAGUGCAGAAGGAAGAAAGUCUCGGGAUUUUUCCUAAAGGAAAUGCUAAUGCUGAUGGGGAUGAUCUACAUUCUUCUUUUGGUCAUGUUAUCAUUGACAGAAGUGAGAAACUGGUGCAGGCAGAGAGUACUUUCUUGGCUGAAGAGAGAACUGGGUGUGAUAAAAGUGAUGAUUGCAAGGAUGGGAGAGUGUGGAGGAAAGAAGAAAGUGUUGUGAUUGGUUCGAAUGAAAACAGAAGUGGUGAUGUGGGUGAUCAAUGCAAACACUCUGAAGGGGACAGAAGUGUUGAUUACAAACAAGGGAGAGUGUGGAAAAAAGAAGAAAGUGUUGCGGUUGGUUCGAAGGAAAACAGAAGUGGUGAUGUGGGUGAUCAAUGCAAACAGUCUGAAGGGGACAGAAGUGUUGAUUACAAACAUGGGAGAGUGUGGAAGAAAGACGAAAGUGUUGGGGUUAGUGGUGAUUACAAAUAUGGGAGAGUGUGGAAGAAAGAAGAAGCUGUUGGGGUUAGCUUGAAGGAGAAGGGAAACAGAAGUGUUGAUGUGCAUAACCAAUGCAAAGUUUCUGAAGGGGACAGCUCCCUUACCAAAAAAACCAGCAAAAGGGCACCAAAACAGAAAAGGGUACCUACUAUUGCAUUUCAACCCCCAAAAGUUGAAUUUCUUCCUCAGAGAUUCAGUUUUGAUAAGAAGCCAACUGUUCCUGAGAAAUCAGACUUUGAGAGAGAAGUUGAGAACCUUUUCGAUGAAUUUUCAACUGCCAAGGCAUAUGCCAAUGCUUCUACUGAUUCUAAGGCUAAACAAAACAACUGUACAAGAUUUGAUGAUAACAGAAACGAUGUCAUUGAUGAGACUUAUGGUGGUAGUUCAGAAAUGGCAAUUGAUAAUAGGAGAAUAAUUGAUAUGCAGACGGCAUUCAACGAGAAUGAAGCUGCCAAAGGAAACAACUGUUCAAGGUCCACUAAUACACUAAAGAAUGACAAUGGUGAGACAUAUGGUGGUAGUCAUCCUGAACCAUAUAAAAAGAAAGAAGAGGUGAAGAAGCUGAGCACCAAAAAGGGCAUUACAGCACCAAAAGAUUGCAAUGCCUUUACGAUUCUUUUAGAUUCAAUUUAUGACAAGGGAGAAGUAUCAGGGGAAAAGUUACCUCCUUUUGGGGAUGAAUCUCCCAAAGAUGAAGCUCUAAGAUAUGAAGCUCCACGAGAUGAAGCUCCAAUAGUUGAACCUCUUCCGUUGUUUUUCACAUUUGGUCAUCAGCCAAGUCCUCCACCAGAGAAGUCAGCUCACGAGAUAGAACUAGAUAAUCUUUUUGAUGAACUCAAAUUUGCCCGCUUGUGUAACGAGAUUGGUUCCACUGAUUUUAAUGUGGUUGAAAGUAAGCACUCAGCCCCUCCCGGUAAGGAACUUACUCAGCAUGAACUCUGUGGUCAAGGGAAGCACGAACUCGAACUUGAUGAAGAAAUUGGACUUAUAUGUCGAUAUUGCCCUCAUGUGCAUCAGGAGAUCAAGUAUAUUGUACCAGACUUUGCUCCAAACCCUUAUGGAAAAUAUGAGAAGAGGUUCCAUGAAGAAGAUAAUCGGUCUAUCCUAGAAGAUCUUCAGCUUAACGACUGCAACGAUUCUGGCUUUAGCUCCCAUGCUCAUACUGAAGGCACUGUGUGGGACUUAAUCCCUGGCGUUGAAAGUGAUAUGUAUCCUCAUCAGCGUGAAGGUUUUGAAUUUAUUUGGAGUCACUUAGCUGGUGGAAUUGAGCUCGGAAAGUUGGCACAACCUAGUGCUUAUGAUGGUGAUGGAUGCAUUAUAUCACAUGCACCUGGAACUGGGAAGACUCGUCUGACUAUCAUCUUCAUCCAGUCAUACAUGAAUUUCAACCCAUCAAGCAGGCCACUCAUAGUUGCUCCACGUACCAUGCUGCUUACUUGGGAAGAGGAGUUUAAGAAAUGGGGUUUCGACAUUCCCUUUCACAAUCUUAACAAUCUUGAGUUCACUGGGAAAGAAGAUGCAGCAGCUCACAAUCUUGUGAAGGAUGCUAAAAGAUAUGUGGAGCUUCUGUCAAGAAAGGAAAACUUGAACAACUUUCUGCAAGACGUGUAG